Molecule: messenger RNA, 1423 nt
Organism: Micromonas pusilla CCMP1545
Lineage: Eukaryota; Viridiplantae; Chlorophyta; Mamiellophyceae; Mamiellales; Mamiellaceae
Exons: 2
Coding region: 26-733 (235 amino acids)
Biological process (GO): regulation of DNA-templated transcription
Molecular function (GO): DNA binding; DNA-binding transcription factor activity
Source: RefSeq, a predicted model, not a curated record
AUCCAGCCCAGCAAAGUAUCCAGCAAUGUUUUAUAAAAUUAUUGAUGAUGAUCUCAAUGAUUUGACGUCCUUGUCAUUUUCCGAGCUGCGGAGAAAAGGGUUGGAGUUUCAGCCACCCGCUAUCUUGGCCCGGCGCUCCAACUCAGAUACCCCUAAAUUCCAUGCACCGGAAACUUGCGCGAGUAUCUUAACAUGUACCAUCGCAAGGACGCGGAAACGUAUACGGAUUUCCUCGUGGCCUCGAGAUUCGACAUACUGCAAGGAAAACAGCAACAAUUUGCUUUCUCAGAAAUUAUCGCAAAAAGUACGAAAGGUGACUAACUUUGGUGUCAGACAGUCUGUACACAAAGUUGCUCGGCAGAAAGGAAUAUCUUCAGGACGCACAUAUACCUCACGGUAUCGUGGAGUGCAUCAGACAUUCCCCACUCGUCGCUGGGAAGCACAGUUCAGACGAAACGGUAAACCAACUUCUCUAGGUUGCUUUGAUCGAGAAGAAGAAGCAGCAAGGGCGUAUGACCGGAUGAUGGUGUGGUGUGAACUCCACGUAUGCGAAAAUAGGGUCGCUCCAAAAAGCGGAUUGAAGCCUGGAUUUGCAUCUCUGCCAUUGAAUUUUGAUUGUGGCGAAUACGAAAAUGACUAUGAGGGAUUGAGAAAAAUGACUCAGGAUGAACUGGUUCAAAACCUGAGAAGACAGGGACGACUGCAGGCAACUACAAAUAACUUCGGUGGAUAGUGCAUGACAUACUUUCGAUAGUCUAUAUAUGAUAUGAUGUACACACUCUCUCUGCGACAUUUACAACUUCUUCACACACUGUGAUAUUCCGGGUUUGAGUUUUUCCUUCGAAGGUAGCACUACCUGAACCUUUUACAACGGUGACGUCUACCCACAGCCAUAAGAAGAGCAAAACCCGUGGAACUCUGAAAGAUCUUGUUCUAGUUUCUAGUCUAAGCAGCCAUUCAUGGGGACAGGAAUAUAAGAACACCAAUACACUGGCCAGAGUCUGUAAAAAUCGCAUUUCCGAACGAUUAAAAGUUAUCAUGGAGGGAGUUCUAUCCCUGCCCUGGUUUCUGCCGUCUAAACAAUUCGGCCACUAUCUCAGCAACACUUGCGUUUGUCAGGGUUUUCUCGCAGGAGACGUCGUGCACCUCAGAAUAGUUUGGCACUGUAUCAUAACCAAAAUUAUCGUCUCCUUGAAAUGAACAGGCAAAUUUACCCUGAUCAAACCCUGUGCUCCUGAUUCGACUGACGACAUCCUUAUAACGAUGCUGUCCAGGUACAAGUUUUCGCUGAGAAACUGGUUGAUUCAGCAGUGAGAGAACUUGAGUGACUGAGGGAUGUAAAAGUGGAAAGAGUGCCUUGCGCAGCGAUGGGAAUAAUGAAGAAAAAGUCCCCUCUUCGCGUGUCAAAAACUUCUUGAUGUGG